Blepharisma stoltei is the source of this 984-nucleotide messenger RNA. Lineage: Eukaryota; Ciliophora; Heterotrichea; Heterotrichida; Blepharismidae. The record is from the annotation of a GenBank genome assembly.
AUGGAAUCUUGUCUAGUCUGCUACAUAGAACAUCCUCAGACUGAUUUUAUUUCCUUAUCUUGCGGCUGCCGCUUCUGCAAAGACGUAGUACGAGGUUGGGUGACAUCACAACUCAUGAAAUAUUACGUCGAGGACUUUUUUAUAUUAUGCCCAAAAGGUGAACGUGGUCAUUAUAUGAACGAAGACGACAUCAAGAUUUGCCUUUCAGACGAAGAAUACACUAAAUAUCAAUUUAUUUUGCUUAAAAGAAGUUUGAUUCACGAUGAGGAAUACAAAAUUUGUUCCUCAAAAGAGUGCAACGCUAUAGGCUGAAUUGACAGAAAUACGUCAUGCACUAAACCUUUGAUAUGUAAUGCAUGUAAAAAUGGAUGAAUUGACCCAUCUUUACAGCCAUGGACCUAUCGGUCUUAUGACACAAUAAAAGCAGUUUAUUCAGGCGAAAUUGAGCUAUGAAGUUUGCUAUGAAAAGAACUGUGGACAAAAUUAUGCCCAAUGUGUGGUUUUCCAAUAGAAAAAGCUGGGGGUUGUCCUCAUAUAAUUUGCCAAAACUGCAAUCAUGAAUUUUGCUGAAAUUGCUUAGGGGAUUAUAAUAGACAUAAUUAUGGGAAAUGUGAGUACCGCUUUGCGUAUAGAGGGAUUUAUUGGACGUGGAUUAUCGUGUUUUUGCUACUAAAAAUAUUUUAUUCAUCUGAAGUAUAUUUCCAUAUUUUCAAUUAUUUAAUGAGUCAACUAGAAAUUUUCUUUAUUUCGGCAAUAAUGAUAGCAUCUUGUGUGGGAACUCUUUUGCUUGCUUGGUAUUUUGUUGUGUCGAAUCAUAGAAUUAAAUAUGUAGUAGUGGUAUUGCUGCCUUUGGCGUUGGUGUCAGAUUAUAUGGUGUUUUCUUAUCUUUCACAAUUAGAUGAGAUUGAUCGAGUAAUGUGACUGCUUACGGGGCUUGGCACUUGUGGGGUUUCGAUUUAUGGAGGCUGGAAAUUAUUGUAUUAA